AUGGUCCCCCGUCCUCCCCCGCCCCGCCGCACCUCCCCCUCCAUCCCCCCUCCCUCACCCUUCCCCACCGCCGGCGUCGCAACCUACCACUCCCUCACCGGUCCCUCCAUCUCCCUCACCCCCUUCCUCCUGCGCCUCCAUCGCCUCCUCUCCGACUACGAGUCCGCCCAGCCCCUCCUCUCGCCCACCGACCUCGCCCGCGACUGGGACACGCUCUUCACCCCCUCCGCCCUCCCGCGGCCACCCCACCAACCCCUCCGCGUCGCGCAGGCCGACAUCGACGCGGAAUGGGACACGUGGAAACUCCGCGCCUUGAUCGCCGCGACAUGCCAGGAUAUAGACAGAUUACAGGCGCAUCUGAUCGAGGUCGAGAGGCGUGUCCACGACGUGAACCGCGAUAUCGAGGAUGCGAAGCGGCGGGAGAGGGGGCGAUGGGGCGGCGUGGAGGCCGGCACGGGGUUUCUUGACUUGUAUGCGCCGCGGGUUGAUGGGUACCGGAGGCGGAGGAGGAAGGUGUUGGAGGUCGACAAGUAUGAAGUCUCCUCGGACUGGGAUGUGUUCAAGCUCCGGGACGUGUUCUCUGAAGCUCAGACCGAUAUUGACAAGUUGCUGGAUAAGCUGGAGGACUUGGAGACUGAGAUACGGGAAAAGAGGCGACUGCUGGGCAGUCUGCGAAAGUAUAGGUAA
Molecule: messenger RNA, 687 nt
Organism: Colletotrichum gloeosporioides
Lineage: Eukaryota; Fungi; Ascomycota; Sordariomycetes; Glomerellales; Glomerellaceae
Exons: 1
Coding region: 1-687 (228 amino acids)
Source: RefSeq, a predicted model, not a curated record